UGUAAAAAGCAAGGAUUGACAUCUUUUGUAUUAUGUCUACGUGAAUAUUUUAUGAAUAAUCUAUUGUUUUGCAUUUUAAAAAUAAAGAGAUGGCUUGCAAUUCUUGCUUUAAAGCAUUUUCUAUAUUUCGACAAGAAAAAGGUUGCCCAAAUUGUGGGUUUAGCUAUUGUUCAAAGUGUUUGAACUACAAAAUGUUUGUAAAAAAAUUGAACGAAGAGAGAAAGGUUUGUCUUAAAUGCUCACGUCUAUCAAUCAAUAAACCAGAUAAAGCACAUGUCAUUCCUACUGAUGCUUACAAUAGGAAUGCUUUAUCCAAAGACAAUAUGAGUACUUCUAAACAAAAUGAUAAUGUUGAAACCAAUAGGAUUGAUGAAGAAAUUAAAGAAAGAUUGAAAAAAUUAAAACAACCUGCUUUGUCAAAUAUUGAAGUUAGUAAUAAGGAUAUAGCAGAAAGAUUACAGAAAUUAAAGGAAGACUCUGUGACUUCAAAUGAUGUAAAAUUACAUCCAAGUUUAGCUACAGCAGGUAGUUCAUCUGUUACUGUUUUGGAUGUCAAGAAGAAAAAAAGUGAACAAGAGGAAGUUAAUGAUUUACUAGUUGAGCUGGAGGAGAAAUCUAAAAUUGACACAAAAUACAAUAAAGAUUUUGAAAAUAAACUAUCCGAAAUUGAGAUAAGACUGCAGAAAUUAAGAAGUUCCAACACAAAUGCGGACAUAGUUGGACAAACAUUAAAAAGGAACAUACCAGAUAAUGAACUAACAGCACCUAGCCAAAUUUUAGGGAAGGCAAUAAAAACUGAACAAGAGGAACUUAAUGAUUUAUUAAAACAACUGGAAGAGGAAUCAAAAAUUGAAGAUCUGUAUAACAACGAUUUUGUUACGAAACUCAAUGACCUUGAGAAAAGGUUAAACAACUUAAAAAAAUCCCAAUCGAGUACAGAUGAAGAGGUUCAAAAAUUGAAAAAUAAUCCAGUUGAUGAAGAAACUGUCAUAAGAGAAAUAAUUGAAAAGAUACAAACAGAUGUAAACAAUAAAGAUACAGAAGAGCUUUCAACAGAUUUAAAUAAUGAGUUGCCAUUUUGUGAAAUAUGCAAUGAGGAUGCCAAAGUUCGCUGUAGAGGAUGUAAUUACUUGUUCUGUAUAAGAUGUUUCAAUGAACAUAAAGAUGAAGAUUGUAAUGAAUAUGAAAUUUAUAAUGCACCAAAAUAGACUACAAUUUGUAACUUUUUAUAAUAUUUAUAGAUUUAAUUUUAUUUCAUCUGUUUUGUUACACCAUGUAUAUAAAAGAGCUUAGUGUAAAUGUACUGAUCUGUCAUUUAUACUUUUAUAUUUCCAUAUGUUACUAGCUGUCGCCCGCGACUCCGUCCACGCGCAGUUA
This is a messenger RNA of Papilio machaon (common yellow swallowtail), 1377 nucleotides long. RefSeq names its product abscission/NoCut checkpoint regulator. The record is from RefSeq and is a predicted model, not a curated record. Gene Ontology annotation, molecular function: phosphatidylinositol-3-phosphate binding. Bases 90 to 1208 code for a protein of 372 amino acids. Gene Ontology annotation, biological process: mitotic cytokinesis checkpoint signaling; abscission. NCBI's taxonomy places the organism in Eukaryota, Metazoa, Arthropoda, Insecta, Lepidoptera, Papilionidae. The transcript has 7 exons. Gene Ontology annotation, cellular component: cleavage furrow; centrosome; midbody.